AUGUCGCCCGCUGGAGGCACAGGCUCCCCCAGCCCGUACAUAGCUGGAACAGAUGAUCCGAUCCACGGCACCCGGUUUAACGAUUCUUUCGACGAUGCAUUUGCAGCCUCCGAGCCGUGCGAGUAUAACAACAACAGUCCCGACACGCUCCAAAGUUUAGACGCAGCUCGUAAAGGUGACGGGCAGUCAGAUCUCAGUACGUUCGAAUUCACAGGCUCACCAAACGACGGCUCCUUCCACGAAUACUCGUCCGACUCUGCCGAGUCUUCGAAAAGGGAGGAGCAGACUCCGCCCGAAAUCAGCGACGCAGUCAUGGACGGGAUUCUGGAUCCCGCUAUGGAGUGGCCUGAACCCGAUUCAUUUGACGCCCUGAUGGGCGACGAUACCUCAUUCAUCACCGACACUGACGCCUCGCACCUUCAUGGUCUUCAAUUUGAUUUCGGACACGAUGGGGACUCGAAUACCCAACAACCGGAUUUCUUAGAGGCUUCCAACAAGUCAACCAUCACUCCGUCCCAGACCAUGCUCUCUCUCGAUAGCCCCAGGACAGAUACCCUUAGUCUAGAUCAUCAACGGCAUAACUCGAAUCGUUCGCGAGAGGUUUCGCCCAUGGCUAAUACCGUGACGAGCCAUCAAUCCACACCUUCAGCUCUUUUCCAAACACCAUCCCCCGGAGCCAUGCCAGAUGCUCCCUCGCAUAACUUCUUAACCAAUGGCACGGGGAAUUCAAAAUCAAUGUGGGGGGGACAAGCGUCCUGGGCCGCACUGGAUAGUGUCUUUGCCACUAACAAAGUCGGGAUGAAUGGAGUGCAUCCCCAAGCACAGCAAACAUAUCGCUUCGGCUCUCAGCCUCUUCUUAAUCCCGGUCCUCCGCGCUGUGAACUUGUCAUCAAGGACACUCCUGCAAAAUCCCGAGUCGAAACUCAAAUCCGUCUCCUUAUGGUAAUCAAGAACCCACCCCCAGGGAUCACGAAACUGCAUCUUCCCACGCAUACAAUCUCAAAACCGAAACUUCAAGUCAGACCGCCACCAGCUCCCUCGCCGGAUAUGCUUGAAUUGUCCGUUUCUUUGGUAUGCACCAGUGCCUUGGCACAAGCGGAAGUGAGACAAAAUGCACUCCGUAGAGCUGUAGCUAACCCCCAGCGUUAUCUUCCACCUCCUAAUGAUGGAUCUCAACACUCGCCGCAGAAUGGGGCUGAAGUGCGGAUAUGUGAGAACUGUAUGGGACGAGAGCGGAAGCGUGCUGCGAGGAAGAAGGUGAAGCAAAUAGAUGCCGAAAAGGCAUGGGCCGAUGACGAGGCACACCGCGUUGUCGUGUUCAAUACUAAUGAAGUACGAGAAUGGAAGCCGGAUUCUGACGACAAAGAACGCCAUCUAAAUGGGGCCAUGGUGAUCGAUUGCCCUACUCGAAUUGCCUGCUAUUGUCGUCACCAUGGGGAGAAGAUGGGAUUCAACAUUAUCUUCACCUUGAAGGAUUAUAAGGGCAGAUUUGUUGCUCAGACAAUGUCCCCGCCAAUCAUGAUCACCGACGACCACAAGACAGCUCCGUUGGCAUCUCUGAAUCCACAAUCUUCAGUGUCCGAGCAAACAGAAUUGGCAGCCUUAGGGCCCUCAGCUCCCAAUGGAGUCUUCCAUCACUCACCUCCAAGUCAGGAGAUGGCGGCUCAGCAUGCGCCAAUGCCUCCUGUGCGAACACCCCCAUCUAUGAACGCGAGUAUACCCUCUCGAGUACUAUCACGCCCUGCAUCUCCAUCUCAAGGAGGCCGUAUGGCCAAGAAGAGGAAAUCAAGCACGCCUAGAGUUCCUAACGAAUUAGCCAUGACGAAGCUCGAACACUCGCCAGGACCGCAGGGCCAAACCCCUCAAUCAGGGGCAGUCUCACCCUUCCACACCAACGCCAGCAACUUUUCACAGCCAGAGCCGAUAUUUGCUCAACCCAAUGGCCAUUUGCCAUUCGCUGCGAACCCACCUACUCCCGGCUCGGCCGAGCAGACUCCGUUUUUCGGUACUCACAGGUCUUCAAGCAUGGACAACCUCGCCAUGGCACAGCUAUACUCUGCGCCUCCCUCGAACCAUGCCAGCCGUGCGCCUAGUCCGAAUGGCCUGAGAAAUGGUUUACAAACCCAGGCGCAAGCUCCGCUUACACAGACCAUGGGUCCUGGCUUAUUAUCCAUGCCUAUCAGCUCCCCGCCUCCCCGUCAACCCCAUAUGAUUCACAAAGUCAUCCCGAACGAAGGUCCAAGAAUGGGCGGAGCCGAGGUCACGAUCCUAGGAACCGGGUUCUUCCAGGGCUUGGAUGUAUAUUUCGGCAAUGUCAAGGCCGUCACAACAACCUUCUGGGGAGAAUCAUCAUUAGUCUGCUUACUCCCUCCUUCGCCAGUCACAGGGCUGGUGCCAGUAACCUGCCAGCAUAGCAGCGGGUCAACAUCCCAGAGCCUUCCUUUGAGCAACAAUCCAGUCUUCUUCCGGUACAUUGAUGAUUCGGAAAAUCAACUCAUGCGCCUGGCUCUACAGUGUGUUGGCGGCAAACUUACGGGUGGUGAUAUUGAUGUUAGCGCCCUGGCCCGCCAGCUCAUUGAUAGAUUCAAUGCCCAGGGUGGGGGUUCGUCGUCAGGAGAUGUAUCAUCAGCACCUGGAGGAGCCAUGUACAGCCACACGUCCAAUGGCAUCCUAGAAUCACAGCUCCUCAAGUGUCUGGAUGUAAUUGAUCUGGAUGACAGCCCACACAAGGCUGACCUGGACAGGCAAUGCUCGACUGGACAGACUAUGCUCCAUCUGGCCUCGUCUAUGGGUUUCCACCGAUUCGUGGCGGCACUGAUUGCCCGAGGUGCAAAUCCCAACGCGGUGGACAAUGGCCAUUUCACUCCUCUCCACAUUGCUGCUCUUCAUAAUCAGCCCGAUAUUGUUCGGCGACUGAUUCUCGCAGGGGCUAGCACAAAGCGCCGCAGCUUGUCUGGCCUCGUGCCGCUCGACAUGGCCAAGACAACUGGUGUCUCACGCGCUAUCCGUCUCUCGCAGCGCCAUACUCGGUCUCUUAGCGGAGGCUCUAUCCGAAGCAGAACUAGCAGUGCGGGCUCAUUACACUCGCUAUGGGAACCCCUCAGUCGUGUCAAGACACACGAGGAACCUCUUCCUCUGGAGUCGGGCGAAGAAAGCCCCGAAUAUACUUCCGGUGAUUUCGAGGAUGAGGAUCCUGAUGAAGAUACAUACUUGACAAUGCGUCGCCCAAGCGCUCUGAAGCAGGAUGUCGAUCGGUCUCAGGUCCUUGGUGAACAAGCAGAGGCAAACCAGGAUCCAGCCUCCCAAGCAAACGCACUGGGAGCAGCGCUCAAGGAACAGGUUCAGCAACAGUUACAACAAUUCCAACAGACCAUGGCUCUGCACUUGCAAAAUCUACCCCAGUUCCCUCAGAUUCCGCAAAUGCCUGCUCUGCCAGGCAUGCCCAUGCUCCCCGACUACCAAGCCUAUCUGCAACCCGCUCCUUUCAUGCGACGGAUGACUCAGUAUAUGCCUGGUAUGUCAGGCGGCCGUCCAGAAUCAGAGGAUGGCACUGGCAACAAGGUCGAUCAUCGCUGGUGGGAUUUGUCAUCAUACAGAAACACCAACAGCAUUCCUCCUCCAUCUUACGAGGAGAUCUUCCCAGAGAAAGAUCUUGAUGUAAAACAAGCUUCUGCCCUUCAGGCCGCUGUGGAAGCCGAAGCGGACAUGAAGUGCGCAACAAUCUAUGAUCAGGCGUCAUCAUCAACCACCACAAUUGCACAAGAAAGGACCAAGGUCCCCAGUGUUUUGAAGAUUGGCCGCAAGAACGCCAUCACCAAGGAACAACAAGAGCAACUUCUCAGGGCCCGCGAAGAAAGACUGAAGAGAUUAAGCAACGACCGUAAUCUCUUCUUCAUCUGGAUCCCCUUACUCCUGGUAAUGGUUUGCGCCAUGAUCUACAGCUACUUUCCAGCACUCUUUCCCUUGGUUUGGAGCAUUGUCUCAAGCUCAUGUCUCUCCGUUGCAAAGAGGGCACAUUCCGCAUUCUCUAGAUUACAAGCUGGCCCCACGGAUCGCGUGGUCGAGGUUUAG
Molecule: messenger RNA, 4071 nt
Organism: Clonostachys rhizophaga
Lineage: Eukaryota; Fungi; Ascomycota; Sordariomycetes; Hypocreales; Bionectriaceae
Source: the annotation of a GenBank genome assembly